Nematocida parisii ERTm1 is the source of this 4051-nucleotide messenger RNA. RefSeq lists its product as uncharacterized. NCBI's taxonomy places the organism in Eukaryota, Fungi, Microsporidia. The record is from RefSeq and is a predicted model, not a curated record. Bases 1 to 3924 code for a protein of 1307 amino acids. The transcript has a single exon.
AUGAAAUUCAUUAUAAAGUUAUUUCUUACAAAGAAGUUUAUACUUGUUGGAUUACGGGCCCGGUUAAGUACUAUUGCUGCCACAACACCAGUGCACAGAGGUGAAUACAUAGAUAAUGAAGUCCAACAACCAUCUAUACCGACCUCAGAAAAUAAUCAAUUAAUAGGCGAAAACCAAAUGGAAUUUCCUUUACUUAAUGGCAUGGUGGAGCAGAAUAACUAUUAUACCGAUUUAGAAAGAGAAAGUCCUGCUAUGAACAUAGCUCGCCAUAGCCAGAGUGAGCGAUCUAUUGAUUCAUUUAAUAGUUUUUCCGGACUCGAUGAGCACAGUGUAGUGGAUACUAGUAAACCAGACCAGCAGAACAUUAGCAAGACAAAUAAUUAUGAUUCAUUGCCAGAUUUAAAUGAAAUUGCAAAAAUGUUAGGAAAUUACAUAAAUUUCGAGGAACUAGAAAAAGCCAACCAGCCAGAAUCAAACAAUAGAAAUGAACAAGUGCCAAAUACUAUUGCCCGGCCUGAAUUACCUGCUAUAAACAUAGAUGAUCUACCUAGCAGCGACUUUGAAAAUAUAAUAUGUAGCGAUUUUAAUAUUGAUGCAUUCAAUAGUAUAUUUAACCAAUUAAAUGAAGAAUUAGAAUGCGCAGAGGAUUAUAUACCAAACACAGAAGGAGAAGAUAUGACUCGUUUCUAUAUGUGUAAUGAGAACAGCAGCACGCACAGCGAUCAAAUUUCUACCCAUAGUAAAGAAAGAAAUGCCCAGGAACAUAAAUCGUACACAGGCACAUUUAAUGCUACAAAUAGCACGAAGAGGUUACUAGAUCUAAAUGAAAAUACAUUAAGCAGCCAAAGUACUUCCAAUUAUUCAAAUCUUUCCCAUAACUCAAGUAGUUUAGACAAUUCACCUAACACUUUUAUCAAAAGGAAAAAAGAGUGGGAUUCUUGUCCUUCUGCAGCCGAAAAGAAUCUAGUUUCACAAACCACUAAAAAGCCCUGCUAUAGUUCCGUUGGCAGCUUUGAUUUGGAACAGAGCCAAGCGUCUUCUUCUGAAUAUACUUUUAGUGAAUCACAUAAAUCUUUUAAAGAAUCUCAAAAAAUGAUUAACAUCAGAAGCAACUUAAAUCCCAUACAAAACAGAAAAACUAUUGAAAAGAAACAAAGCGCAACAUCUGACUCUACCACCUUGGCAGCACUAGAUGUUCCAAACAAAAGUUCAAAAAUAACAGAAGUAGAAGAUGCAAAAUGCCCUAAAAUGGAAAAAGGCACUAAUUUAGAUCAAGUAAAUCAAAAAUCAGGCCUACUAGACAACAAAAAUGCAUAUGAUUUGAUAAAUCAAUACAUUAAAAAAAACAGUGUUAGAAAGUUUUCUUGCCAUGUACAUCACAGCCCAGAUAUAAUUGCUUACAAAAAAAAUCAGUGCCAAAGGCUAGCUCGUAUGAAUCGCACACCUCAGACACCCGCAUUGGCCUACACCACACCAUUUUAUACAGAACCCAUAUUUAAUGAAACAAUCCAAAAAUUGUACAAAUUAUAUAAGAAUAUAUGGCUGUUUAUUUCUUCAUUGACAUAUGAAACCCACAGCAAAAAGAUGGAUUGCAUUAUAUAUUUGUGUAGCCUGCCAAUUGAAUUGAAAAAAGCUUUAUUUUCUACGACUAAUUCCAUUUCAUGCUAUUACAAUGGGUUCUUGGACGAUCUAUAUAAUUAUAUUUAUAAUAUGGGGUCUCCUCAGAGUAUAGAAGUAGAGAAAGCGCCUAAAGCUGUUUUCAUAAAAAAGGAAUUUAUUCAGAAAAACGAAACCAUUCAAGAUAUAUAUGAUAAAAAGGGAAUAGAUCCUGUUUUGCUUAUACAUGGCAUAAUAGCUAGCUAUAGCCAGAUAAACCACUCAGAUAUAACCUCCCAAGGCAAGGAAAAAAAUAAAUCCAUCGAGUUGUUAUCUAAAAUAAAGGAUAUACCAGAUGAAAUACAGAAUAAGCUAGGGUUUAUUUUAAAAAUACCGGAGAUAUACGAAGACAUGUUCCACAUAACAGAGAAAGUAAUUAACCAAAUACGAGACCGGGUAGCUAUCGGUUUUAAUAAAAAGUGGGCGAAUAGUUUUUUCAUAAUAAAUGCCUUAGCACACAUAGUUCAGAAAAGCAAAUUCAAACUAUCAGAUAACGACAUGCAGGCAGUGUGUGCGAUAAAAAUUAAUAGGGUGCCUAUUAUAAAUUGCAAACCCAGUGAGGUACUUGAUGUUAUGCUCAACCUAUUUAGAGUAUUCUAUAUAAAUGCACCUUAUAUAUAUGAAACAACAACCCCUCUUACUAAUGCAGAAGUGUGCGAUGAAACUUCAAUAAAGGGUAUAAAUAUGCCCUCCGUUACACGCAGUGGCGCUAGCUCUUGUGCUAGUAAAACUAUACUUCGAAAAUUGUUAGGAAAGAAUGUUAUUACUGUUUCGCAGUUUAACAGAUGCUAUGCGCUCAUUACCUCUAAAAUAACCUAUAAAACCCAAUCAAACAAAGAGGCAGGCAAUCUGCCUAGUGAUGCAGAGGAGUGGAUAGAUUCCAGUGUAGUAAAAUCAUACAUAUCGUAUUUUCAGCUAGCAAAUGACAUCCCAAUCACGCAUAGCAUUCACUAUCACAUACAGCUGGUUCUUAAUUCAAAGCAUCGUGUGAAAAUAAUACACCUUCCUAGAUACACGGUGGUUAAUUCUAAAAAUAGAAAAUUCUAUAACAAGCUCUGCUAUACAAUUAAGAAUAUUGUAGUCUACUUGGACAGAUUAAUAUCCACAAAUCCAGUCGCCUUUGGAAUAAAUAUCAAAACUGGCCAGACAUUUUUAAGCCGACCUACAAAACAAAUCUAUGAAGACAUAAGCAGUGUUACUGAUUCCAAAUGUAUCUAUCCAGCUGUCUAUAAUAGAACAACAAAAAAAUGGACAAUGAUGUCUACUACGGACUUAUACAUGGACAAAACCAUGCAUGAAAUGAACAAGAAAGGGCUUGAUGUUAUAUUCUACUACCUAGAGGAAAGCGUGCUUAACUCUUCCUUUAUUUUUGCACAGUUUAAUCCCUCUUCAUCCAACAACAGGAAAAAUCUGCCUAGAAUGAAAGACGCGCAACCAAACCCAAGAAUACCGCUAUUUUUGUCUACUUUUCUGCUGUCUUCUAUUCCACUAUCCUCUUACUACCCCUUCAAAAAAACAUAUAUGGCUAAUAUUAAUUUAAUCUGUAAUACAGCGCCAUUUCAGUUCAACUAUAGUUCCAUUAAUUCAAUAUUCUUUGAAGGCAUCCCAAAUAAAGCUAAAAUCCUAAAAAACUAUGAAGAAAUAACUGUAAACUAUUAUAGUGACUUUUUUAUACGAAAUAUCUAUAGCGAAUAUAAAGACCUGGAUUGUUAUUGCCUUAACUCAGCUAUGAAACAAACCAAUAACCCAAGCCAAAUAGUUCUAGAAUGGAAUGUUCGUAUUACACAAAGUGUAGAUGAGUACACUACCUAUUAUUAUACAAGACCCAAAGACCCAGAAAAAAGUUAUUUAUCCGAGUAUUCUCCUAUAAAAGCCCUUAAAUCUCUUGUAAAAAUGCUGCAAAGCCCGCAUAUAUCAGAAGACAUGGUUUAUUAUGGCAUUUGCUUAUACAAAAACAAAGACGACCCGGUAGAGUAUACUUCCUUUAUUUUAUGCCCGGUACUUAGAUCUCUUCUAGAUAAAACAGACGACAGUUUGAUAAAAAAAUCCUAUAAAAGCUUUGUUCUUUCUUUACCCCCAAUUACAGAUGACAAUAUGGAAAAAAUGGAAUGCGCCAAAAUAAUUGUAAAAGAAAAUAACUAUACAAUGUCCAAAUUGGGCAUUCAUUGUGAAAUUUGGGAUAUUUUGACUUCAAAUUUUAAAAAUACUGAAUGCUAUGCGCCCUCUACACAAAAACAAGAAGCUCAUCCAUCUACAAGCGCUGCUUAAGUGUUACAUAACAAAUAGCUCUUUCUAUCUUAAUUUAUUAUGAAGUUCUCUAAGUAUGGUGGCCUAGUAUAUAUUUAUAAAAGUUCAAAAGAGUAAAAAUUAAUAAAGAUAAUUAUUAUAAGGCAUA